AUGGCUGCUUCUGAGAGUUAUCCUCAAUCUUUAUGGACCGGUUUGAUGAAGGGUCUCUAUUUUCCGUUUUCUGAUUUCAUGGAAGCUAAGGAAAAAUAUUUUUCUACGUGGGCAUGGAGGAGUUUGCUGAUUGGUAGAGAAGCCCUGCGUCCUGGAAUCUGUUGGAAAGUUUCAGGCCCCUCUUUUGUCAAUGUCUGGACAGAACCUUGGGUCCCUACAUUACCUGAUUUUCGAAACAGAAGUAGCAGACCACCUGAUUCUCCUAUUAUCUAUGUGGCUAACCUGAUUAAUCUGAAAAAAGCUCAGGUUCAAGCUGCCCAUGCUCGUUUGCCUUCUUCUUCUACAUCUUUGCCGCAACCAUUGUGGAAAAUGAUUUGGUCUCUCCCUGUUCCCCCUAAGAUUCAAAACUUUUUGUGGAGAGCUUGUUCUGACUCGCUAGCCACCAGAGUCGAUCUUUAUAAGCCCAAGUGUGCUAAUUCUUCAGUUUGGUUUCAAAGUCUUUUUGAGAGGGUAAGAGCUCAGGACAAAAAGGAGAUCCAGCUAGCUAGUUUUUUGGCAUGGCACAUUUGGAAAUCUCGAAAUGAAGCCAUUUUUGAAGAUGUGGGCCCUAAUCCAAUGGUUUCUUUGCACAAUCAAAGUAUGGGAGAGCGGCAUCUUCCUGCAGAUGGUGCCUUUAAAAUAAAUGCUAAUGCUUCCUUUGACCAUGUGUCGUCUUUAGCUGGUUUGGAGGUAGUGUUGAGGGACUCUGGUUGUAAUCUAGUCGAUGGUUGCUCUUCUUCUUUUGCUAGUUUAUCAGCUCUUGCAGCAGAGGCUCAAGCCCUUAAAACAGCCGUCUCCUUUGCAGUUAGUAGAGGACUGUCUUCUCGCUGUUUUGAAACUGAUUCUUUGCAAUCAUCUAAUAGGUGA
Hevea brasiliensis (rubber tree) is the source of this 906-nucleotide messenger RNA. RefSeq lists its product as uncharacterized. Lineage: Eukaryota; Viridiplantae; Streptophyta; Magnoliopsida; Malpighiales; Euphorbiaceae. The coding region runs from base 1 to 906 and encodes 301 amino acids. The transcript is spliced from 5 exons. Gene Ontology annotation, molecular function: RNA-DNA hybrid ribonuclease activity; nucleic acid binding. The record is from RefSeq and is a predicted model, not a curated record.